Molecule: messenger RNA, 1622 nt
Organism: Scomber japonicus (chub mackerel)
Lineage: Eukaryota; Metazoa; Chordata; Actinopteri; Scombriformes; Scombridae
Product: diamine acetyltransferase 1-like
Exons: 6
Coding region: 204-713 (169 amino acids)
Molecular function (GO): N-acetyltransferase activity
Source: RefSeq, a predicted model, not a curated record
UCCUCCAGGGGACACAUAAAGACAGCAGGAAAGUUACCGAAACUAACACUCUGUGUGACAAGGCCAAUGCAGCUCACUACACGCUGGUUUUCUGAAUUCUUGGUCGGGGGGUGAACUCCUGGGAAGCGGAUGAAGAAACAAAUUUUGCUUUUGUUCAACUUUAGAGGACUAGUACGGAAAGGAAAAAAAGGUAAAAAGAGAAAAUGGCCAAUUUCAUAUUACGGAAAGCUGAACCCAAGGAUGUGUCUGAUAUCUUGCGACUCAUAAAGGAACUGGCUAAAUUUGAAGAGAUGGAGGAGCAGGUCAUACUAACUGAGAAAGAGCUACUUGAAGAUGGCUUUGGAGAUCAUCCAUUCUACCACUGCUUGGUUGCUGAAAUCCCAAACGAACAGCAGUCCUCAGAAGGGUACACUGUGAUUGCUUUUGCUAUGUACUACUUCACUUAUGACCCUUGGAUUGGGAAGUUGCUAUAUUUGGAAGACUUCUAUGUCAUGCAGGAGUUUCGGGGUUUUGGCAUUGGUUCACAAAUCCUGAAACUUCUGAGUGAGACGGCAGUGAAGACUCGCUGCAGCAGCAUGCACUUCAUUGUAGCAGAAAACAACAAGAAGUCUAUUGAGUUCUACAAACGAAGAGGAGCAGCUGACCUCUCCUAUGAGGAGGGCUGGCGUCUUUUUGCAAUAGAGAAGGAGGGGCUGCUGAAAAUGACCAAAUGAGUUUACUGUUAAUCAGCUUGUACUGACUGUUGGUGAUGGCUACAAUCCUGUUUUGUUUGGUCAGUGAUUUUAAAAUACAUUAUAUACAAAUAUUUUAAAUACAAAAAAAAAUCAGCUGUUACCUUUGAUAAACAAUAUAUGCAAAUGUCUGCUGAUCUGAAAUCUAGAAAGACUUCUGCUCAUUUCUAACUACAUGCUGUUGAUGAUUUUACCUAAUGAUUUUUUUUGUGUGUGUUUUUUGCCAUUGUAUGAUUUAAAGGACAUACUUAACCCAAACAAAAGCUCUGUAUGUUUUAUAUCUUCUUUCUACAUAUGCUAAAUAUUGUUCUAAUUUCUGCUUUGUUUUCCAACAUUGUGUGAUGUUCAAUAUAUGUGGCUUGUAUAUGGAACCAAAAAAGUAUAAAAUUCCUAAAAGAUGUUCUAAGUCCAGUCAGCUUUGUUUUACUUGAAGAUACAUAUUCGUACUUUUAUGUAUACACCCAAAAAUGAUUCCUGAUGUACUGUUUGGCCAGCACUUUGUGAAUAAUAAGGGCAAAGUUUCCUCAUAAAGUACUUCGAUGGAUAAACACAAUGAGUGCCUGUUUUUUUUUUUUAAACUGAGCUUCCAGUGUAUAACAUGAUAAGAGCAUGACUUGUUGUAUGACUUACAUAACUUGAUUAUCAAGAAUUUUGACAUCUAACAAAUGAUUAUACAACUUUUAUUUAUUUCCUGGUUUCUUAUAACUUUUUGGCUUCUCACUCUUUAUAGCUGCAAAGUGUCCUUGUGACCCCCUCAUUGAUGCUUUCAUGACCUACAUGAGCUGUUUCAUUUGAAUCAUUUUUAACUUUUUGUAUAUUAGAAAUGUUUUGUUGUUGUUGUUUUUCCUCUUCUUCGUCCUACUUAUUAAUCAUUUUGUGACCCAUCACAUU